Molecule: messenger RNA, 2157 nt
Organism: Odontomachus brunneus
Lineage: Eukaryota; Metazoa; Arthropoda; Insecta; Hymenoptera; Formicidae
Product: RNA exonuclease 4
Exons: 4
Coding region: 1-837 (278 amino acids)
Biological process (GO): rRNA processing
Cellular component (GO): nucleus
Molecular function (GO): 3'-5' exonuclease activity; nucleic acid binding
Source: RefSeq, a predicted model, not a curated record
AUGUUUUUUUCUUUGAUCAUCGCGACAUGUUUUAUCAUUUGGAUACUAUAUAGGCAUUAUAGUGGAUUACAUGCUAUGGAGAGGAGUAACAAGACUGCAAAACACAUAGUCACAAACACAGAACGUAAAGCAUCUGGAUCCAACUGGAAUAUGUAUAAGAACUUAAUUUCCAAGCCAAAGACAGAAAGAAAGAGUAACGAGGGAAAUAAUACUUCACAAACUAGGAGGCAUCCAAAGUCUUUAAAAAUGUACGCCACAUCACAUCAUACGGAUUUGGUAAAUCCUGACAGCAAGAAGCACAGUGCCAAGAAGAACAGGCAAUAUAACACUUUGACGAAACAGAUUGCUAUAGACUGUGAAAUGGUUGGGAUUGGCGAUGGCACAGAGAGUAUGGUAGCUCGAGUGUCGAUUGUAAAUAAAUAUGGUGAUUGCCUGUACGAUAAGUACGUCAAGCCAAGGGAGUUGGUGGUAGAUUAUAGAACGUCUGUCAGCGGUAUUCGGCCGGAACACUUGCUGAACGGGGAAGACUUUAACGUCGUACAGAAGGAAGUGGCGGAUAUGUUGAAGGGUCGUCUUCUGGUGGGCCACGCGUUGAAGCACGAUCUUGACGUGUUGUAUCUGUCUCACCCGCGUAGAUACUUACGUGACACUUCAAGAUACAAACCCUUUCGACAGUUAUCGAAAGGCAAUACUCCCAGCUUGAAGAGACUCACGUGCGAAUUGUUAGGCCAGGAGAUACAAGCAGGCGAGCACAACUCCGUGGAGGAUGCGAGGGCGGCGAUGCAGCUGUAUAUGUUGUACAAAAACAAAUGGGAAUCGGAGAGAAGGAUACGCUAGGCCGUUUUUCUCUGAAGUUCUUCAACCAGUGCACACUAGUGCGAUGUGCCAAACGAGCGAGAAUUACACAGAAACAGACAUCUCCAUGUGAUUAAUAUGCGAUAACAAUUGUAAAAAAUUUGUAUUUUAAUUAGUAAAAAAAAUAUUACAUAUCUUACUUUAAGAAACAAACACCUCUCGCUUCAGUCUUCAGUUACUACCUGUAACUUCAAUUACAUCGCUUUAUCGAGAUAUCCGUUUUCUUGUGAGGAUGCUUUCCAGUCCUACGAAGACUAUAUUCGAAACAUUACGCGAACAGAAGCCGCGAUCGCGCGGAGAACGAAACGGACAUGUAAAAGGAAUCGAAGGUCACUAUCGGUCACUCGGCAUUUCUGGCCAGUAUCUACAUCUUGUGCGAGUAAAUAUGGUAGACGACCUCGUUAUCAGUAUCAACCUUGUAUCUCUUGUUUCUUUAAUGUCCGUUUAAUACUCUGCUUAGUCACUUUGUUCUCCAUCUUCGUGCGAGAUAUAUGUAUCGCGCGUGAUACUCCGUGGUGCAAGUGCUCUGUGCGGUAUUUCGAUCCGUAAGUAAAAAGGCUGCGAAUUCGUUUCAACUAGUGUGUAUAAAAACUCGUACUUUCGGAAGAAAAAGAGCAAUACAUGAGCGCCACGAUCGACCACAUCUAUGGCUUAUAUUCUGUUGAGUAACUAUAAAUAACGCGAUAAUUUGCAGUAACGUCUCGACAAUCGCCUAAAAUCCAUCUAUAAUGAGAUUGACAGUAAGCAGUAAGUAAAUCAAGCAGUCAAUUUUUAUAAUAAUCGACUGUGGUUGAUCAAUUUGCUUACUGCCUGCGUUUUACUGCCUACUGCCAAUCCUAUUAUAGAUCCCAGAUAGCACAGAGAAUUCAAAAAGAAUUCAAUUAUAUGUCACCAAUUCUGAGUUCAUUAUUGCAAAAAGAAUUCUUUUCACUGAACUAAACUCUGAAAAAUUCUUUUCCAAAAAUAAACUCAGAAUUAAUGACAUGCGACUGAAUUCUUUUUGAAUUCUCUGUGUUAUGUGGGAUAGUCUCCUUUAGGUACCUUUUAUAUUAAAUUACAUGUAUCGGCCUUCAUGGUAUUAAUAGCCAUCAAAUUAGCCUUUCGUUAAGAUCUACAUUUGUUCAAAUUUUCAACAUAAUAUUUGUCUUGCCUCAUCAAAUCAAAUCUUAUCAGGCACGUUCUAUAUGCAAUACGUGUACCUGGCCCAUACAUACGUUAUCGUGUUUUCCAUUACGUUUAAUCUCUCAUCAAUCUCAGAUACUUUGAACGUGACAAGACUAAAUAAAAAAAAAAACAGACAGA